This is a messenger RNA of Heterotrigona itama, 5176 nucleotides long. Lineage: Eukaryota; Metazoa; Arthropoda; Insecta; Hymenoptera; Apidae. The record is from the annotation of a GenBank genome assembly.
AAUGUCUAUUCAUAUAUCUCGUCUGUGAAUAUAAUUCCUACGCUCGCCGUUCAUAUCGUGGAGGGCAUAACAAAACCUCCAAUUGUUUUACACGGUCGGUAAUUCAGAACAUAUGACAGCAAUUUCCAUAAGGUGAUGGGUCUAUUCUAUGCUUCGUUUGUGGUAAGACUGUAAUUGAAGUUUAAGGUUUCUAACAUACGGUAAUGCAAUCGGACCAAGUAAUCCGAUUAAGCUGGGAUAUUGGACGAAUGCAGAAAUAAAGUAUUUAAGUGAUACAUCCUUUAUUUUUUAAAUGGCAUAAUGGCCCUACGUAAAGUAAAAGGAAAUCUUGAACGUAUGUUCGAUAAGAAUCUCACCGAUUUAGUACGUGGGAUUAGGAACAAUAAAGAGAAUGAGCUUGAAAUGUUUGGAUAUGACAUUAGCUGGGCUGGUUUCAACAUAAUUGAGGUGAUGUCAUCUGCGAAGUUUACAUAUAAACGAAUUGGAUAUUUGGCCGCAAGUCAAAGUUUUCAUGCAGAUACAGAACUUUUGAUGUUAACAACCAAUAUGAUUCGUAAAGAUUUAAAUAGUCAAAAUCAGUAUGAUGCUGGUUUGGCACUGAGUGGCCUCUCUUGUUUCAUAAGUUCAGAUCUUGCACGUGAUUUAGUUAAUGAUAUAAUGACGUUAUUAACAUCUACAAAGCCAUAUUUACGCAAGAAAGCCGUACUAAUGAUGUAUAAAGUUUUCUUGCGAUUUCCAGAGGCCUUGAGGCCUGCAUUUCCUAGAUUGAAAGAAAAGUUGGAAGAUCCUGACAGUGGCGUGCAAAGUGCUGCUGUUAAUGUAGUUUGCGAAUUAGCCAGGAAAAAUCCCAAAAAUUAUUUAAGUUUAGCACCUGUCUUUUUUAAACUUAUGACUACAUCCACUAACAAUUGGAUGCUGAUAAAAAUUAUUAAAUUGUACAUCUGCAAUGUCUCUACUGUACGAAUGUAUAAAUACAGUAAUAGCUGUAUUAAUUUCAAUUUCAUCUGGUAUGCCAAACCAUUCUGAUUCAAUACAGUUAUGUGUUCAAAAAUUGAGAAUAUUGAUAGAAGAUUCUGAUCAAAAUUUGAAGUAUUUGGGACUGUUAGCAAUGUCAAAAAUUUUGAAAACUCAUCCAAAAAGUGUACAAGCCCAUAAAGAUCUUAUAAUGAAAUGCUUGGAUGAUAAAGAUGAAAGUAUAAGAUUGCGUGCCUUGGAUUUACUAUAUGGAAUGGUUUCGAAAAAGAAUUUAAUGGAAAUAGUUAAAAAGUUAAUGGUGCACAUGGAUAAAGCUGAAGGCACUGCUUAUAGAGAUGAAUUACUCUCAAAAAUUAUUCAGAUUUGUUCACAAAAUAAUUACCAAUUUGUUACUUAUUUUGAAUGGUACAUAUCUGUAUUGGUUGAACUUACAAAAAUGGAAGGUACCAAACAUGGACCAUUAGUAGCAACCCAAUUACUUGAUGUAGCAAUUCGUGUCCAAGCUAUACGAAAAUAUGCAGUUCAACAAUGUGCCUUAUUGCUAGAAAAUUCAUACCUUUUAACAGGUCAACCGAGAGCAACAAUGUCUGAAGUUUUAUAUGCUGCUGCCUGGAUUUGUGGAGAAUUUUCUAGCGAACUAGAGGAUCCUAUAGCAACAUUGCAAUCAAUGUUAAGAUCACAAGCUUCCAGUUUACCAGGACAUAUUCAAGCUGUUUAUGUUCAUAAUAUUUUAAAACUUGCAACUGCAACAUUAUGUAAGGCUGAAAAAGAUGGAGAUACAGAGACUAUGGAACAAAUUUUUGCAUUGAAGGAUAAAAUAGCUGCGUUCGUAUGUAGUGGAGAUUUAGAAGUUCAAGAAAGAUCUAGUUCUGUCUUGGUUUUAUUUGAAUGUUUAAAAGAAAGUCCUGGUUUAGCAGAAGAAUUAAUGGAAGCAUUUGAAGGGGAACUUAAUCCUGUUGCUCCAAAAGCACAAAGGAAGGUACCAAUUCCAGAGGACUUGGAUUUAGAUUCAUGGAUCAAUGAUCCACCAUCAGAAAGUUCUGAUUCAGAAGAUUUAGAUAUGAAUGAUAUUUUCAUUAAAACAGAGAAAGUUAAUGAUUCUUAUUCUAAACGAGAAUUUAACGAACCAUCAGCAGAAGAACUUCAGAAACGACGUGAAGCUAGAAAAUUAGAACAACAAAACAAUCCACAUUACUUAAAAGGCACAUUCAAAAAUUCCACAUCAUAUCAUAACUCAUCAAAUAUUUAUGAAGAGUUCGAAAACAUUCCCGUAACAGAGUUAGAUAUUCCUGUUUCUUUAAAAGUUACGAAUCAUCGUAAAAGAUAUAAAAUACAUGGCAAGAAAAACAAGAAGACUAAGAAACGUGAAAAGUCCAUCUCAGAAGAUGAACAAGAUGAUGUUUAUCCUGUUCAAGUUGUGAAUACUGGGAUUGGUGAAUUACCACCAGGUGCAGAACUGAGUGAUAGUGAUGAAUAUGAUCAUGUGGAUGUAAAUGAUCCACACAGAGCUUUAAAUAUUGAUUUAGAUCUACCUUUAAGAGAUGAUGAAAGAUUACCUGUAUUAGAACAUAGAGUUAUUGAAAAUAAUUUAAUUCAAGAAACUACUGAAGGAAAGAAAAAGGAAAAAGGACAUAAAAAAUCAAAGAAAAAAGUUAAAGAAGUUAAAGAAAAACGUUAUGACAAUCAAUUAGAACUUACUGAUAUGUGGUUGGAAAAUAAUACUUCUACAGAAAAUACUCAGCCACCUGUUACUAAUGAAUACACCGAGGUUUUUAGCAAAAAGGAAUCAGGAUGGAAAGAUAAUAAACGCAAAAAGUCAAAAAAUCAUGAAAAGCAUAAAAAAACGGAUGAGGACUCAAAACAUCGAAAAUCAAGAAAAUCUAAAAGUAAAAAAGAAUCUUUAAAAAAAUCUUCAGAUUACGAAGAAACAGCUGGAAUUUCAACACCAUCGAAAGAAAUAUUACCAGAUUUAAGAUAUAAUUUCGCAAAUUCUGAAAAUAAUGCAGUUCUAGAACCAGUUACUUCGUAUGAAGAAUUAGCUAAAAAUAAAAUAUUAUCUAUAACGUAUGAAUUGAAACAAAUUCCUCAUGAGUCAAACAAAUUAGUUGCAUCAAUACUCAUUACGAAUAAUUGUCAAAAUCUUGUAAAGGAAUUAGUUUUUGAUGUUCCAGAUACAUCGUCAUUGAGAUUAAUGAGAAAUAUUGGAGAUGAAUUUGGUAUAAAACUGCCAUUCCAACUGCCUCCACAAACCAGUAAGGAAACACAAUUUACUAUUUUAAUCUCAGAUGUAACAUUUGCUCAGAGAUUGAGAGGCACACUUACGUACAUGUUAGAAAAUAAGGAAAGUACAUUGCAAGAGAAACUUGAUUUUACUAUGCAUUUAACAUGUAGUAAGUUCAUGGUUGGCGACCUAUCACAUAAGGAUAUAUUAACAGAAUUACUUAAAAGUGGACAACUUGUACACAAAAUCAGAAAAGAAAUUGUCCUUUCUCAAGAUUUUGAUGUUAUUCUAAAUUUAAUUUGUUGUAAAUGUAAUCUUACACUUGUGGAACAAAUCACUGAUACAGCGUCUUUAUACGGACACUCCUUGAAAGGACAUCAUGUGUGCCUUUUAUUAAAAUAUAACAAAUCAUCAGCCAAUUUGAUAAUUGAAGGUAAAGGUGACAAUAACACAUUAUUGUCAGGAAUUGGAGAGGAAAUUUUAAGGAUUCUAACAUAAUACUGAAAUAAACUAAAGUGUCCAUAUUUUACAAGUCCUAUCCUCAGUUUGCAUAACUUAAUAGUAAAAUGAACAUUCGAUAUUAUAUAUAAAAUAAUGGCUAUAGAAUUCGUAUCUGCAAACUUAUCAAAUAUUUUCAGAAAAAAUCUUAUAAUCUAUAUAUCUAAACUUUACAUCUAAUUUAGGUGAACAAGUUUCUAACGUGUGCAUGCAUAUUCAUGUAUAUGUAUAAAUAGACACACAUAUAAUUAUCUAUAUGUGUGUGUGUAAGAUGUUUUAAGAAGAGGGAAGAGAGAGAUCUAUUGUCAGGAAUUGAAGACAUCAGAAUGAAAGUAGUUUAUUUCAUUUGCAUGCAAUUUUAGUGCAAUAAUAAAAUAGAAUAUAAUAAAAUAAAAUAUUUUAAUGAACUUAAUCAUAACUUCAAAUAAUAACAAGUUUUUUGUGUAAUUUAUUAUAUGUAAAUAUUACAUAUUAGUAAUGAUUUUUUUAAAAAAUUGAUCGUAUUUCAUAUAAAUAAAACAUGUUUGUAUAGCUCAUAAUAUUGAAAUAUUAAACUAUUUUGCCAAAGUGAAGAAUAAGCAUAAUAAACUUUUUAUGUGAAAAAAUAUUAUUUGUAAAAGUAUUCCUCUGUAAAAUAUUGUAAUAAAUUACAAAUAUUGUAUAUUAAAAAUUAACUACUUAUCACUGAUAUCUUCAAUUUUGUGUUAUUGAAAGAUUAAUAUCAUAAUAACAUUGAACUACUGAUUAAAUUGUAAAAUACAUCCUGGAUACUCGCGACUCGUAUGAAUGUACAUCGAUGUUUCUCAGCGGAGCGUAUACUUUCUGCAUGUAAUGACUGUAAUAUCAAUAAUUUAAUACAUAUAAGGAUUUAUGCUAAGCAUAUAAAUACGCAAUACAGUAAUACAUGAAACACCAAAUGUACAUAGCUAACUUGUAUGUAAACAAUAUCUUUAUUUUAAAUAUCUUCCAAAAAUCAAUCUUAUUUACAUGAAAAAGUGUUUUUACAAAAUAAUUUAAUGAUACAUUAUUCUUUUCUAUAUCAACAUCAAGUUUAUCAUUUGAAAUUAUAAACAGUAAAUAAGUACUGAUGAAUAAUUCAGAAUAUUAACAGUAUAAAUGCCAGUAAAUGAUUAAAAUGAUAUAAAAAUUGGAAGUAAUAUAUCAAUAAUCAGACAUAUUUAAGACAUGGAGAGUAGAAAUAUUAUGUAUCAGUAAUAUAAGUAUUGAAAUUUUAUUAAACAUCUUAAAUAAUUUCUUUUUAUGCAAACUCUUCAAUUAUUUUUUUUAUUGUUAUAUCUGAAGAUAUAAAUUGCAUAUUUAUUAUAACAUUUACUGUGCCAAAGGAAAUUAAUCAGUAACAACUUUAAUUUUCAAACAUAAUAGUAUAAAGAUAUAUUUAAGCCAAAUAAUUUUUUGUUUUUUCUUUUUUGCAUUUAUAAUAUAUAAUAGCAAAUAUAUCAUUAAUUUAUGAAGAUUAUUGAC